UCCACCUCCUGACGUGUUUACAUGGUGGGCGCCUCUGCUAAGCGGUGCGGUGACUUUGAGUAACAUUCAGGUGGCGUGUAUCUCUUAAACCUUUAAUAUUAAACAUAUUGAACUGCAAUACAGCCAGCAGUUAUUACUAAAGUGAAAAGGAGAGUUGAAAAUAUUUGAAACAGAAAUGACUUCCCAAAUCCGACAAAACUUCCACCAGGAUUGCGAGGCUGCAAUCAACAGACAGAUCAACUUGGAGCUGUAUGCUUCCUAUGUUUAUCUCUCAAUGGCAUACUAUUUUGACAGGGAUGAUAAAUCCCUAGAAAAUUUUGCAAAAUUCUUCAAUGCCCAGUCGAAAGAGGAGCGUGAGCAUGCAGAGAAGCUGAUGGGUCUGCAGAACAAGCGUGGAGGCAGAAUUUUCCUGCAGGACAUUAAGAAACCCGAUAGAGACGAGUGGGGGAGCGGCCUGGAGGCCUUGGAGUGUGCUUUGCAGCUAGAGAAAAGUGUAAACCAAUCCCUGCUGGACCUGCAGAAAAUGGCAGCCGAACACAAUGAUCCUCAUAUGUGUGACUUUGUAGAAACACAUUUUCUGGAUGAGCAGGUUAAAUCCAUCAAACAGCUGGCAGACUGGAUCUCAAACCUGCGUCGCAUGGGCGCUCCUCAGAAUGGGAUGGCCGAAUACCUCUUUGACAAGCACACCAUGGGAAUGGAAGCCAGUUAAACUGAGUAGCAAAUCAUCAUCCAUCUUCACCUCUGGGGAAGCAUUCUGUGUUAAAGGUCAUGCAAAAUUUCUCAAAAUAUCAUUUCAUGUGGCAUUAUAGUUAUUUAUGCAUCAAUCUUCUGUGGCAAUAUUUAGAUAAAUAUGUGUUUGGAGUUUAGACCAUGCCAAAGUAAUAUUUAUCAGUGGUUGUAUGAUGGGAAAAGUUCACCUUCACAGCUGGAUUAAGACCACCCUAUGUUCUCCAGAAUUUACAAAACCAUUUGAAUCAUCGAAAACCUCAUUGUAACGAGGAGGCAAGCAAUGCCAUACUGCCUUGUUAGUACUAGGCACAUAUACUACUCCAGAAAAAAAUAAGAAACCACUUAAAAU
Molecule: messenger RNA, 1078 nt
Organism: Xiphophorus couchianus (Monterrey platyfish)
Lineage: Eukaryota; Metazoa; Chordata; Actinopteri; Cyprinodontiformes; Poeciliidae
Gene: fth1b
Product: ferritin, heavy polypeptide 1b
Exons: 5
Coding region: 176-709 (177 amino acids)
Biological process (GO): intracellular iron ion homeostasis; iron ion transport
Cellular component (GO): cytoplasm
Molecular function (GO): ferric iron binding; ferrous iron binding
Source: RefSeq, a predicted model, not a curated record